AUGACGCAGCCCAUUAAGAGAUUAAAAUCCUCGUUCCUCGACGCUGCUUCUCCUUCGAAACAUCAACAUCUCCGCCGCGAUGGAGCCGGAAGUCGCAUCAACCCCGGGCAACAUGCACCGAGUGUAAGUGUUUCUGUAUCCGCAUCUUACUCUCCACCACUAACCGACUUCACCCGCAGAAGCCACGAAGGCGCAGAGCUCGCAAUGUACGUCGGCCACGGCGCCUUCCAGCGCCUCUACGUGGUGCGUCAGAGCCUUCUCGCCCACUAUUCGGCGUACUACAAGCUCCAUCAGAACGAGCGAGAGCGCGAGGCUCGGCUUCCCGAUGAGAAGCCCGAACCGUUUUUCGCCAUGUUGGCAUACUUGCACGACAGAAAAUUAUUCAUCGACGAACCAAUCCUCAUGCUCAACUUCCACCAGCUCGUCGACGUCUACGACAUUGGCCUUCGCUGGGAAAUGCCAUUGAUCCAGAAUGUGGUGUGCGACGUCUACGCCAGACGCAUCAAAAUCACCGCACAGCUACCAGACAAGGACAUGAUCGAGCACCUCUGGCUGUUGCCACCAGGCUGCGCUCUGAAAAGGAUGACUGUCGACCUCGUCCGUGAGAUGUGGGUCCCCGACGGCCACCGCUUCGGCAUUUGGAACGAUUUGGUGGGUGGAUGCAGUGCGAAGCCCGAUGACUUGCUGUGGGCGAUGGACGAGCUCAACAGAAGCGAGCACACGGUUCGCAUCAGCCAGAAGACCAAGACGCGGCUGCUGUCGUGCGAGUGGCACGUCCACGAGAAGAACGAUGAGUGUGAGGGAUCGGAGGAGUACAAGUUGCUGGGGGAGCAUGUUCUCUGGGGACAGCCUGAUCGAUGA
Messenger RNA from Ramularia collo-cygni, 861 nucleotides. RefSeq lists its product as uncharacterized. Bases 1 to 861 code for a protein of 286 amino acids. The transcript has 2 exons. NCBI's taxonomy places the organism in Eukaryota, Fungi, Ascomycota, Dothideomycetes, Mycosphaerellales, Mycosphaerellaceae. The record is from RefSeq and is a predicted model, not a curated record.